This is a messenger RNA of Wickerhamiella sorbophila, 2004 nucleotides long. Its product is annotated as Multisite-specific tRNA:(cytosine-C(5))-methyltransferase. The record is from RefSeq and is a predicted model, not a curated record. The coding region runs from base 1 to 2004 and encodes 667 amino acids. NCBI's taxonomy places the organism in Eukaryota, Fungi, Ascomycota, Dipodascomycetes, Dipodascales, Trichomonascaceae. Gene Ontology annotation, cellular component: cytoplasm; nucleus. Gene Ontology annotation, molecular function: tRNA binding; tRNA (cytidine-N5)-methyltransferase activity. The transcript has a single exon. Gene Ontology annotation, biological process: tRNA methylation.
AUGGGAUUCAAACGAAGAGGUCCUCGUCGGGUCAAGACAAAUUGGACACAGAUUCCCCGUGAAAACGAAAACUGGGAAGCGUACUAUAAAGCUCAGGGUCUUAUUCCCGAGUCGGAGUUCCCCGCUUUCAAGGCUGCCUUCCAGCGCGAUCUCCCGCUGACCUUCCGCAUCACGGGCACUCGCCAGCAUGCUUUGGAUGUUCGCCAGAUGCUGGAGCAAAAAUACCUGCCGAACCUGAAGGGAAUUGAGUGGGAAGGUGAGGUUGUUGAGGAGCCCAAACCAAUCCCCUUUUAUCCUGAUAACCUUGGCUGGCAGGUUAGUGUUGGCAAGCAGGUUAUUCGCAAGAACCCGCCAUUUGCACAUUUCCAGAGGUUUUUGGUUGUCGAGACGGCGGUCGGAAACGUAUCGCGCCAAGAGGCCGUUUCGAUGAUUCCGCCUUUGCUUCUAGACGUCAAGCCCCAUCACACCGUUCUUGAUACUUGUGCAUCCCCCGGAUCCAAGACGGUUCAGAUUAUCGAAGCUCUCCACCAGGAAGGAGACCAGCCAACUGGCUUUGUUGUUGCCAAUGAUGCCGACUACAAACGCUCUCAUAUGCUCACCCAUCAGAUCAAGCGGCUGAACAGUGCAAACGUCAUCGUUGUGAACCACGAUGCACAGCAGUUCCCUCGCAUCAAACUGGCCGACAACAAGGUAUUGAAGUUCGACCGUAUUCUCUGCGACGUCCCUUGCUCCGGUGACGCUACCAUGCGCAAGAAUCUUAACGUAUGGAAGGAGUGGACGGUUGGUAACGGCCUUGGUCUUCACCAACUUCAGCUCAAUAUCGCGGUCCGGGCCGUUCAAAUGCUCAAACCUGGUGGCAAACUUGUUUACUCCACUUGUUCUUUAAACCCUAUUGAAGACGAGGCGGUUUUGGCUCAGAUUCUCCGCCAGUUCCCUGAGAUGUACCUCCUUGACGUUUCCGACCAGCUUCCUAAUCUGAUCCGCUCUCCGGGUGUGAGUCACUGGAAGGUUCAAGCCAAGGACAAGUCCUGGCAAGAGCUCAACGAGUCUGGUAUGAAUCGCAGCUUUUUCCCUCCAUCUGAGGAGGAGGCCCAGCGCUUCAAUCUGGACAGGGCCAUUCGUGUCAACCCUCACCAGCAGGAUACUGGCGGGUUUUUUAUCGCUGUUCUCACUAAAAAGGGAUGUGAACCCACUAAUGAGCCUGCCAACAAGCGUCAAAAGCUGGACACACCGGACGUGCCUGAGUCUACGACCGCAGCCGUCGCUGAGAUUCCUACUGGCGACGGUAGCGAACCGGCUGAAAACAAAAGCACAAAGCUUCCUCGUGAUGCAGUUGAUGAACCUUUCCACUUUUUGGAUCCCAACCACCCUGAGGUUGAGUCUUGCUGGAAGUUCUACGACAUUAACGAUAAAUUCCGUCGCGACACGUUGGUCGUUCGUAACCAGACUGGCGAGCCUGUACGCAGUAUUUACUACGUCGCGCCAUCUGUUCGCCCUGUCAUUGAGCUCAAUGUAGGCAAAGUCAAGUUUAUCCACUCGGGUAUCAAAAUGUUCACCCACCAGAAGAACGAGGGUGAAUGCAGAUGGCGUGUCCAGAGCGAAGGCAUCGAAAUGCUUUAUCGAUUCGUUGGGCCAAAACGCGUUGUCAAGAGCGACAAUCUGGAGAUUUUGCGUUACUUGAGUGAGCAAGCCUACCCCCGGUUCAACGACGUCAAGGAGCGCGAUGAAGGUCUCUAUGACCAAGUCACCAAGCUCAGCGAAGGAUGCUGCUUCUUUGAGGUUGGCGGCGUAGUCUACCCUUUGUGGCGUGGUCGUGCAUCAAUUAAUACUAUGGUAUCUAAGGAGAAUACGGAGGAAUUGCUUCUACGGUUGUUCAAUGUCGAUAGAGGCACAAAGUCGCACGACAAACCCAAGAAUCAAGCUGAGAAUGCUCCGACUACCGCGGUUGACGAUACAAAGGUCAUCUCUGAAGAGGCUAGUUUUGAAGAGCCCAAAGCUGAAUAA